GGUUUGUUUCGUGGUUUGUAAGUUCAUCGUUCAUUCUCUCUGCUUCUGUUCUCUUCUACGCAUUCCUUUGCAUAAAAUACAUAAAAUUAAAAAAAUAUAAAUAAGUAAAUGCAAGGUGGAGGAGGGGAAGAGGUGAGCAUAGAAGAGCUGGCCUCAAAUCUCGCUACCUACAAGGAUCAGCUUCUUCAGGUCAGACAGAUAUUGGUUGAUGAUCCUGGAAAUUCCGAAUAUGUGGACAUGGAAAGGGAGCUUAAAGAGGAAUCAAGAUGUUGCUCAGUGAAGCAACAUCAGUUAUUCUAAUGGCACAUCUGGAGGUGUAUUUUCGUAUCAGGACUGAAAAAGGUGUGCAUGUGUCGUGAUGGCCUUCCUGCUCUCUCCCUCUCUCCUGAUUUCAGAUGUUCACUGAGAUUCUAAGUUUGAAUACUGACAUUAAUUUUCCCAAUGUUGUUACUGAAUAGAUGUGCAUGUGUAUUUUUUUUCUUUGAGCUGGGGCUAAAGUUGUUCGGAUGCAGGUGAUUGCUUUGACAGAAGAGCUCCUUGCAACUGCAAAGCAAAAUGAUAUUUCUGGAUCAAAUACUGGGAGAAGUGGUAGGACAUCCCCAAAUAUACUCCUGUCUGAGAAUAAUAACAUGGACUCAAGAAGCAUUUUUUAUAAUCACGAAAAUUUUCCAAUUGGCACAAAAGUUCAAGCUGUUUGGAGUGAAGAUGGGGAGUGGUAUGAAGCAAUGAUUGAGGCACAUACUCCGAAUGGCUAUUAUGUUUGUUAUGAUGGAUGGGGGAAUAAAGAAGAGGUGGAUCCUGCUAAUGUAAGACCAAUUCAAGAGGGGGUCAUCAAUGCUUUGACUGAAGCUGAGAGAGCAGCUGAAGCUACCAAACAAGCUAUCAAGCGUAAGAUUGCACUGGCUGCUGCCACGGACUUCCAGUCACGGAGUUUACCAGCAAAGCUUCAUAUAGAUCCUGAUGACCCAGAGGACGUGAAAGCUGCGAAGCGUAAGAAGAUACAUGCUUUUAAGUCAAAGAUGCGGUUUGAGCAACUUGAAGUCACACAGAAUAAGCGGCAGAAUGCUUGGCAGCAGUUCCAGUCCACCAAAGGCAAGACUAAGAAGAUUGGUUUCUUUUCGGGUCGCAAACGGGAAAGUAUCUUCAAGUCUCCUGAAGACCCACAAGGUAAGGUUGGUGUUACUGGAAGCGGAAAGGGUUUAACAGAGUUCCAAAAGAGGGAAAAGCAUUUGCAUCUCAAGGGAGCGACCGUUGAGACUGAUGAUUAGCUUAGAUUUCCCAUUUCCUCACUCUGCUUAAUCGAACUCCUAAUCAAAACUAUGGAGUCUUAUAACAGGAUGUACGACUCACUGAUCGUUCAUGGAGAUAAGCUUUUCAUCGUUUUUAAUUAAUUAAAGCUUUUAGCACGAGACGAAUGUGCACUUUCUCA
Messenger RNA from Juglans regia (Persian walnut), 1429 nucleotides. RefSeq names its product survival of motor neuron-related-splicing factor 30. Gene Ontology annotation, cellular component: cytoplasm; nucleus. The record is from RefSeq and is a predicted model, not a curated record. Gene Ontology annotation, molecular function: RNA binding. Lineage: Eukaryota; Viridiplantae; Streptophyta; Magnoliopsida; Fagales; Juglandaceae. Gene Ontology annotation, biological process: mRNA processing. The transcript is spliced from 9 exons. The coding region runs from base 507 to 1268 and encodes 253 amino acids.